Emiliania huxleyi CCMP1516 is the source of this 2442-nucleotide messenger RNA. RefSeq lists its product as hypothetical. The record is from RefSeq and is a predicted model, not a curated record. Bases 20 to 2248 code for a protein of 742 amino acids. Gene Ontology annotation, molecular function: methylmalonyl-CoA mutase activity; cobalamin binding; metal ion binding. Lineage: Eukaryota; Haptophyta; Isochrysidales; Noelaerhabdaceae. The transcript has 5 exons.
CUUAGCAGCCGCUCGCUCCAUGCUCGCAGGCCGGAGCAGCCGCACGCUUCGGACCCUGCGUCGCUCGUCGUCGACGCUUCCGCCCUCGUGGCUGGCUUCCGCGCAGAAAGAGCUCAAGGGCAAGGACCCGGCCAUCCUCACGCGCGACACCGCCGAGGGCAUUCCGCUGCAGCCGCUCUACACCUCCGCCGACCUGCCGCCGGCGGAGAGCCUCGCGCAGCAGGCGGUGCCGGGCGAGUUCCCGUACACGCGUGGCCCGUACGCCACCAUGUACACCCACCGCCCGUGGACGCUCCGCCAGUACGCCGGCUUCUCGACCGCCGCAGAGUCGAAUGCCUUCUACAAGGCGAAUCUCGCCGCCGGCCAAAAGGGGCUGUCGGUGGCGUUCGACCUGGCGACGCACCGCGGGUACGACUCGGACAACGAGCGGGUCCUCGGCGACGUCGGCAUGGCGGGGGUCGCCAUCGACUCCGUCCUCGACAUGCACGAGCUGUUUGCAGACAUCCCGCUCGACCAGGCGCAGGGAGGAGGGGAGGAGGAGGGAGGAGGAGAGGGAGGAGUAGGAUGGAGGGAGGAGGAGGGGAGGAGAGGGAGGAGGCGAGGGAGGAGAGGGAGGAGGAGAGGGAGGACGGGAGGAGGAGGGAGGAGGAGAGGGAGGAGGCAGGAGGAGGGAGGAGGAGGGGAGGAGGGGAGCAGGGGAGGAGGCCUCCAGGGGAGGGAGGAGAGGGAGGAGGAGAGGCAGGAGGGGAGCGCGCGCGCUACGGCCGCCGCCGCCGCCGCAGCAGCAGCACUCUCACGCCGCCGGCCCGGUGCGCAGGCGGACGGGCUCGAGUACGUGCGUGCGGCCGAGGCGACGGGCGUCGUCGGCGUCGACGACAUCGCGCCGCGCAUCUCCUUUUUCUGGGGCAUCUCGAUGAACUUUUACAUGGAGGUUGCCAAGCUGCGGGCGGCGCGGCGGCUGUGGGCGGAGCUGAUGAAGCAGCACUUCGACCCCAAGAAGGAGAAGUCACUCCUGCUGCGCACGCACUGCCAGACGAGCGGCUGGUCGCUCACUGCGCAGGAGCCGUACAACAACGUGAUCCGCACCACGGUCGAGGCGAUGGCCGCGGUGAUGGGCGGCACGCAGUCGCUGCACACAAACUCGUUUGACGAGGCCAUCGGACUGCCGACCGACUUCUCCGCCUCGCUCGCGCGCAACACGCAGCUCAUCCUCGCCGAGGAGACGGGCAUUCCCCACGUGGUCGACCCUUGGGGCGGCUCCUACAUGAUGGAGGCGCUCACCGACAGGCUCGUCGAGGAGGCGCGCGCCAUCAUCGAGGAGGUGGAGGCGCUCGGCGGCAUGGCCAAGGCGGUCGCCUCCGGCAUGCCAAAGCAGCGGAUCGAGGUUUGCGCCACCCGCAAGCAGGCGCGCAUCGACUCUGGCGACGACGUCAUCGUCGGCAUCAACAAGUACGCGCCGGCGGCCGGCCGCGAGCAGCCCGUCGUCGAGCCGCGCGUCAUCGACAACCUCGACGUGCGCGCGGCGCAGGAGGCGAAGCUGAAGCGGCUGCGCGCCGAGCGCGACGAGGCCACGCUGCAAAAGGCGCUCGCGGCGCUCUCCGCCGCCGCCGCGACGUACGACGGCAACCUCCUCGCGCUGGCAAUCGACGCGGCGCGGGCGCGCGCGACGGUGGGCGAGAUCUCGGACGCGCUCGAGCGGCAGUGGGGGCGGUACACGCCCUCGCACACCGUCGGCUCGGGCGCCUAUCUCGGCGACUUCCGCAGCGACGGCGGCGAGAUCGAGGCGACCGUGGCGAUGGCGGAGGAGUUUGCGGCGCGGCACGGGCGUCGCCCACGCAUCCUGGUGGCAAAGAUGGGGCAGGACGGGCACGACCGCGGCGCCAACGUCAUCGCCUCCGCCUUUGCCGACCUGGGCUUCGACGUCGACGUCGGCCCGCUCUUUGCGACGCCCGCCGAGGUUGCGCUGCAGGCGGUCGACGCAGACGUGCACGUGGUCGGCGUCUCGUCGCAGGCGGCGGGCCACCGCACGCUCCUGCCGGCGCUCAUCAAGGAGCUGUCGGCGCAGGGCUGCGAGGCGAUGGUGGUGGCCGGCGGCGUCAUCCCGCAGCAGGACUACGGCCUGCUGCACGAGGCGGGAGUGAAGAGCGUCUUCGGGCCGGGCACGCGCAUCCCCGCGGCGGCGCGCACCAUCAUCGGCGACCUGGAGGCGGCGCUCAGCGAGGGCGACGCCCAGGCUGCUUCGGGCUAGCAGGCGAGCCCGCAGGAGAGGCGCGCGCAGAGAGCCGGAGGCGGCGCUCUGUCGCGCGCGCGUCGUGAAGUGUGCGUGUCGAAGUGUGUCAGUCAGUGCGCAGUGGCGCCGCCUAGCGGUCAUGUGACGUGAGUUUAUCGCCCUCUGUUAUUAUUGCAGUACGGUACAGUGUAAAAAAGUAAUAUAAUAUAUAU